Molecule: messenger RNA, 2706 nt
Organism: Silurus meridionalis
Lineage: Eukaryota; Metazoa; Chordata; Actinopteri; Siluriformes; Siluridae
Gene: slc46a1
Product: solute carrier family 46 member 1
Exons: 6
Coding region: 366-1820 (484 amino acids)
Biological process (GO): transmembrane transport
Cellular component (GO): plasma membrane
Molecular function (GO): transmembrane transporter activity
Source: RefSeq, a predicted model, not a curated record
CUGUCACGUGACCAGUAAUGGCAUAUCAAUAAUAUUGUUUGUAUAGACUAAAAUUCCUUUAACUUUCUUUUCAAAACAUGUGUCUACGAUAGACUUAGAAAUGUAUUUGUUUCUUUGUUUUUUUAAUAUCAGAUUGUGUAUGGUACUGCCACGAUUACACACAUUACGUAAAAACUACAAAUGAUUUUAUGUCCCUCGUCCUUUACUUUGCAGCUGCGCAACAUGUGUUUGUCACGUGACCUGACAAAGUACAAGUGAUCGCACACCUGGAGUCUGCAGUUACAGAAACCUCGCAAAUGUCUGCGUUAUUGCUGACGCCUGACUCCUUUAAUGAGUAGAGUUUUAAAUGAUCGUGGUUUGUAAUCAUGGAGGAAGAAUCGGACACGAGGGAAAUCCUCUCUGCAGACACGCUGGAGGACGCGGCGGCGGUGGAGGAUCAGGAAGAGCUGUCGGGAAUCCAGUGUGACUGUUCGCGGUCUCCUCCAUACGCAUGUCCACUCUCAGUCACGGUCGAGCCCGUGAUCUUCCUCUCCAUGUUCUCGCUUGCACUGCAGGCGCCCCUUUACACGCAGUACCUCUGGGAACGCAUUAGCGAGGACGUGGGUUAUAACGGAACGAGAGGAGGAGGAGGAUGUGGUAAUUCAUCUGCUCAACAAGACCCUCUUCAGAAGGAGGUUGAAUCCCUGACUGCACAUUGGAACUUGUACAUCAAUCUUGGAGGUUUUCUUGUGGGCCUCUUUGUUGUGAUUCUGAUUGGCUCAUGGAGUGACCGAGCAGGGCGGCGGCUCGUCUUGAUACUUCCCAGUUUGGGCCUUGCUGUCCAGGCUACUGUCUACCUGACUGUCAUGUAUCUGAAACUCCCUGUGGCCUGGUUCUUAUUGGGACGAAUUUGCAGUGGCCUUUCUGGGGAUUUUAAUGCCAUUCUGGCCGGGUGCUUCGCGUAUGUGGCCGACAUCAGUGACAAGCGUUCUCGCACGUUUCGUGUGGCAAUACUGGAGGCAUGUUUGGGGGUUGCUGGAAUGUUUGCAAGCAUAAUUGGGGGUAAAUGGCGACAUGCACAAGGAUAUAUCAACCCUUUCUGGCUUGUGCUAUCCACAAACCUUGCCACAGCCCUCUAUGCUUACCUCUUCAUACCUGAGUCUGUGACCCCUGACCCUGGAGCGAGUCUCUUCUCCACCCAGCAUCUCAGAGCUGUUUGUAAUCUGUUUGCAUCUGGAGGACAGGGAGGACACAGGACCAGACUCUGGCUUUACACCCUGUGCUUCUUCUUGGUGAUCACUGUGCAUUUCGGCUCACGGGAGCUGUACGUGCUCUAUGAGCUGAGCACACCUCUGUGCUGGGAUUCUGAGCUGAUCGGGUACGGCUCGGCCGCUCAGCACAUGGCCUACCUCACCAGUCUUCUAGGCCUGAAGGUUUUACAGCGCUGCCUCAGUGACUCCUGUGUAGCUAUCCUUGGCCUGGUGUCCAACAUCGCUGGUUUGGUGGUGUUUUCAUUUGCAAAUACUACAGGUCUUAUGUUUACAGGAUACAGCCUGUGUUUUCUCUUUAUGGCCUCCACUCCAGUCCUGAGAUCCAAACUGUCUAAACUUGUGAACCCCUCAGAGCAAGGUGUUCUCUUCGCAUCUGUGGCUUGUGUAGAGGGUCUUGGUUCACUGGUGGCCAGCGGAGUUUUUAACUCGCUCUACCCUGCCACCUUACACAUGAUGAAGGGAUUUCCUUUCCUCUUUGGUGCUAUAGUCCUUGUCCUUCCUGCUGGAAUAAUUGGGGUCUUGUGGCACAGAGAGAAGAGGAUGAACAAUGAAGAGACUGCAGUGAACUGAUACUGUUUGUGCAAAAUCCUUGACCUUGAAAAGGAGAGACAGCAGUCUCAGUCCCAGACUCAACACAGCGCUAUGAAGAAUACAUAGCCAGGGUGUGAAGACUCAUGUCUAUUUACUGCUGUCUACAUUUUCAUCAUAUAUAAUAUAUAGAACUCCCAUGAUGUUUGAUUUGAAAGAGAUGUGUUUUAACUGUAUUUACUUUUAUGAAAAUGAAAUGUGACGAUAUUUUGUACUUUUUGAGCAGCAUCAUGAAAACAGAAGGUGUGUGUUUCUUGAUCAAUUGCACAAGUAUUGUGGAUUUUUUUAUUAUGGCCAAUUAAUAUGAAUUUAAUGAAGAUAAUUUUUUAAAACCAAUGUAUUUUAGGUACAGGUUUCAUAUAUAGUACAUAAACUAUAGUUUGUGGAUAUUUUUAUUACUAUUAUUAUUUUUAACAGUCCAAACCUGUUCUGGCAAUGUGGCAAUGCACACACUGAAUUAUGACUUUGGAUCGUUUAAAACUCAUGUUUCAUUGUACUUUUACCAGCAUAGUGCAAAAUUACAUAAAAACAUUGUGCAAUUUGCUGUGGUUUAAAAUGAACACAGUUACAGAAAUCAGUAACCGUUGCAACACCCAACCACAUUGUAUUUUAUUGCUUAUAUUCAAUAUUACACUGUAGUCUACAUGAUAGUUACUCAUUGUCUCGUUAACAUGGUAAAGGAUCUGUAGCAGACUGGGAUUACAGAGUUACACAGGGUCUGAGUGUUUGGCCUAUACAAGUCCCUUAAGGAGACUCGGAUGACUGCUGUAGUCUCAGCACAGUACACAGGUCUCCUCAAAACACAAACACAGAGGUUAGCUCUCACUGGGGUUGCUCUUAAGGCAAUAAACAUGAUUCAUGAUAAUGA